AACGGAUUUACUGAUUACUAUAUAUAACUAAAGGUGGGAGACAUCACAAUUUCAACACAUAAAAAAUUUGUCAACAAAAUAUUAGGUUAAGUAGCUAGGUUAAUUAACAUGAAGAUCACCAUGGAAAAAGAAGAAUGGGAAUUAAAUCCUAAAAAACUCAGAGUCAAAAAACUCAUUGGCUAUGGAGGUUUUGGAUUAGUUUACGCAGGUGUUUAUGAUGGAAAAAAAGUCGCUGUUAAAAUAUUUGAUUUGGAAGAUAAGAAGAAGAAUUCAUCAGAAGGAUUGAUGGAAGAGGUAUUCAUGCAAGAAGUUUCUAUUUGGAGCACACUUGAACACUCCAAUAUUGCAAAGGUAUAUAUCUACUUCAUUAUUUUCUCUUUUUCCCUAUAAUAUUAUUCGUUUAUUUACAGAGUAAACUUCCCAUCUAUUUAAGCAUUAUUAUUUGAAAUAGGCGUAAUACAUGUAUAUGUCGUUUAACUUGGCAUCAACUAGCAUAACACCCUUCAGUUUUGGCUGUGCACAUGUAGACAUAUAAACUUAUAUAAUCAAACAAAUUGACACAUUCAUCCUAUAUGGUAUCCUACAUGACAAUUUUGUAUCUCAUGUGAUAUCUUACAUGUAUUAUAUGCGACGUAGAACUUGUGUGUUUAUUUAUUCAAUUUUUAACAAAUUUAUGUAUCUACUUAUGCACAAUCAAAAUUGGAAAACCUACCAUACAUGUCAGUUUGAAUUCAAACUAAAAGAGAUAUUUAUUCAUUAUGAUUUAUGCCUUUGAAAUAUUGUCCUUUCUUUUCUUAUUGAGCCUAUAAUAGAAUAUUAGCUUAUAACAAUUAAAUAUAUUGAUUUUGUGCAGUUUAUUGGAGCUAUAAAAAAGAAUGAUAUGUCAAAAAUAAAAAUGAAGUGUCAAAAAGGUUCAGUAAAUGGAUGCUGCAUUGUUGUGGAAUGUGUUAGUGGAGGAACUCUUACAUCCUAUCUUUCAAAAUACACACUGAAGAAGAAGUUACCUUUGGAUACUAUUCUUCAACUUGCAAUCGAUGUUGCUAAAGGAUUAAGUUACCUUCAUUCAGAAAAGAUUGCUCAUAGAGAUGUGAAGACUGAAAAUUUACUUCUUGACAAAACUGGAAGAGUGAAGAUAAUUGAUUUUGGAAUAUCAAGUCAUUUUUUUUCUCUUGGCUUGAAUUAUCCUCCUACGAUGGUUGGAACAAGUGGGACUAUUGGUUACAUGGCUCCGGAGGUUUUGAGCGAAGUGUCGUAUGAUCAUAAGUGUGACGUCUAUAGCUUUGGAAUUUGCUUGUGGGAAAUGUAUACUUGUUUAGAUCCAUAUCCUGAACACAUUUCUCCUAGUAAAAUCUCACAUCAACUUUAUAAGGAUCGAAGGCCUGAGAUACCAAAAUGUUGUCCAACAGCAUUGUCAGAUAUAAUGAAAAAAUGUUGGGAUGUAAAGCCACAAAACAGACCAGAGAUGAAGGAAGUGUUGCAAAUGUUAGAAGGCAUUCAAACAUGUACAGAAACAAGAAAACAAAAGCACAUGUUUUGUUUUGCCUAGAAGAUGCACAUAAAAGAAACAAAGUGGAACAAGAGGCAAAGAUUAAACGACGAACCAAAAGCAUUGAGCAGACAAAAGAAGAAGGAGAUUACAUAUAAUAUCAAAGAGACAACCAAUGAAGGCAGUGUUAAGUACUAUUAAUUGUGAAAAGCACCGUAUUAACAAAAUAUCUUUACAUUAUAUAGUUAGAGUCUUUUUGACAUUGUUGUUGUAACAUCAAAACACUUAUUAUUAAUGAAAAACAUUUAUUCUGAAAAAACGUGUUUAGGUGAUCAAUAAAAAUGCUUUUAAAUAGGAGUAGAAGCCCAAUUUUUUUGCUGCAGGGCAGAAGCAGAAGCAAAGAAGUGUUUAUUUCUUACAGAAAAAUAUAAUAUUUGGGUAAAUCAAGUAUGUUUAGUUGAUAGGAAAGUUCUUGGCUUGUUAGAAGAAAAGGAAGGACUUUUUGGUGCCCUCUAAUCCCAAUAUGUCAAACUGUUCAAAAUCUUGAAAACACAGAAAGCAUGGUCAUUGAAUGACAGAGACCACAGUGUAUCAUCAAAUCAUUCACUGAUUGAACAUCAACGAAAAUAAAUAAUACUAAAAAACACAGUACCACAAUGAACCCAGAACUCUAAAAUGUACAUGAUAUUGUUUAACUAACCUUGGCUUUACUAUUAUCUUCAAAUCUUUUAAAGAACUCAUACUAUAAUCCUUAUAGUCAUGGGAGGUGCUACAACUUUACUUAUGGGUCGAUACUAUAAUCCCUAGUCAUGGGUGGUGCUACAACUUUACUUAUGGGUCGGUAGAAUUGAGUAGGUUUGCUUAAAUCAUGUAUUUAUGUUAUAGGUUCAUUUAAUACAUAUAAAUACAAUUAACAUAUUUAGUAUCAUCUCACAA
Solanum pennellii is the source of this 2422-nucleotide messenger RNA. RefSeq names its product serine/threonine-protein kinase HT1-like. Gene Ontology annotation, molecular function: protein kinase activity; ATP binding. Gene Ontology annotation, biological process: protein phosphorylation. Gene Ontology annotation, cellular component: plasma membrane. The record is from RefSeq and is a predicted model, not a curated record. The transcript has 5 exons. The coding region runs from base 881 to 1546 and encodes 221 amino acids. Lineage: Eukaryota; Viridiplantae; Streptophyta; Magnoliopsida; Solanales; Solanaceae.